UAGCGUCAGUGCGUGGCGCUCGCGCUUGGCUGUAGUUCACACGUGGCUGUGUUGGACGCACGUUGUAGCCGCAGCCUCUUCGGGUACUUCCCUUCUCGCUACCGGGAUGAAGCGACCGAAGUUAAAGAAAGCAAGUAAACGCAUGACCUGUCAUAAGCGGUAUAAGAUCCAAAAAAAGGUUCGAGAGCACCAUCGAAAAUUGAGGAAGGAGGCCAAAAAACGGGGUCACAAAAAGCCUAGAAAAGACCCAGGAGUUCCAAACAGUGCUCCCUUUAAGGAGGCUCUUCUCCGGGAAGCAGAGCUAAGGAAACAGCGACUUGAAGAACUAAAACAGCAGCAGAAACUUGAUAGGCAUAAAGAACAGGAAAAGAAAAGGAAACUUGAAACUAACCCUGGUGUUAAGGCAUCUAACUUGGAACCUGUGAAGGAGGAAUCUGGGCAAUGCAAGGCUAAGAACAAAACCAAGUCAGGCAAACAGAAUCCGAAGAAGUUGUAUUGUCAGGAACUUAAAAAGGUGAUUGAAGCCUCAGAUAUUGUGCUGGAGGUGUUGGAUGCCAGAGAUCCUCUCGGUUGCAGGUGUCCCCAGGUAGAAGAGGCCAUUAUCCAGAGUGGACAGAAAAAGCUGGUACUUGUAUUAAAUAAAUCAGAUUUGGUACCAAAGGAGAAUUUGGAGAACUGGCUAAAUUAUUUGAAGAAGGAAUUACCAACAGUGGUGUUCAGAGCCUCAACAAAUCUGAGGGACAAGGGCAAGAAGAUAAUCAAGCAUUUGAAGUUAAGGAAGCGAGCUCCAUUCAGAAAUGAAGGCUGUGUUGGGAAGGAAGGCCUUUGGAAGCUGCUUAAAAGUUUUCAGGAGACUUACGGCAAAGCCAUUCAGGUUGGAGUCAUUGGUUUCCCAAAUGUGGGGAAAAGCAGCAUCAUCAAUAGCUUGAAACAAGAACGGAUAUGUAAUGUUGGUGUAUCGAUGGGGCUUACAAGGUGCAUGCAGGUUGUCACCCUGGACAAACAGAUCACAAUCAUAGACAGUCCAAGCUGCAUCGUGUCUCCGCUUAACUCUGCCAGCACACUUGCUCUGAGGAGUCCAGCGAGUAUUGAAGUGGUGAAACCAGUAGAGGCUGCUAGCGCCAUCUUGUCCCAGGCAGAUGCUCGACAGGUAGUACUGAAAUUUACCGUCCCAGACUUUAAGAAUCCUCUGGAAUUUUUUACAUUGCUUGCUCAGAGAAGAGGACUGCACCAAAGAGGUGGAAGCCCAAAUGUAGAAGGUGCGGCCAAACUGAUGUGGUCUGAGUGGACAGGUGCCUCUUUAGGUUACUAUUGCCAUCCCCCUACAUCCUGGACUCCUCCUCCGCAUUUUAACGAGGGCAUCAUGACAGAGAUGAAACAGGGCCUUAAUCUAGAAGAAUUAGAAAAGAACAACGCACACAGCAUACACAGCAUCAGGGGCCCUCGUUUAGCCAGUAGCAUCCUUUUCCAGUCUUCGGGUCUAACAAAUGGAAUAAUAGAAGAAAUGGACAUACCUGAAGAACUGCCAAAACAGAAAAAGAAACAGCAAGGGGAGGGGGAGGACCACCUCGACCUCAACAGUGACCAGGAGAGUGUUGACGAAGAAGCUGAUGAAGAGAGCUUAGCCAUGGUCCCAGAAGAGGAGUCCUGGGCACUGCCUGAGGAGUCUCAAGCAGAUGAGUCAGCACUAUCUUACAUCUCAGAUAAAAUGACCGAAGAGGAAGAUGAUGCUUAUGACUUCAGCACAGACUAUGUAUAACAGAACCUUGUCUUUUUAGAAGGUGUUUUUUUUUUUUUAAACAUUUUGAGCGGACUACUAAGCUCUUGUAUUGUGUGUGAUGUAUAGCUUGUUGCUGUAUGCCACAAGCUGUGUAAAUUUUGUAAAUAUAUACUAUGGUACACUCA
Molecule: messenger RNA, 1905 nt
Organism: Hyaena hyaena (striped hyena)
Lineage: Eukaryota; Metazoa; Chordata; Mammalia; Carnivora; Hyaenidae
Gene: GNL3
Product: G protein nucleolar 3
Exons: 15
Coding region: 107-1759 (550 amino acids)
Cellular component (GO): nucleolus
Molecular function (GO): GTP binding
Source: RefSeq, a predicted model, not a curated record